GUAGUUAACACAUAAUGAGGAAAUUAUCGUUACAAAAAAUCCGAAGUUAACGUUACGUUACUUUCCUCUUCAUCCUCAGUCUCCAUUAAUCUUGAAACACCUGUUGAUAUAUCACAAUAUGGAUGUGUUCUUCGAGGUACAAAGAGGCCCAACGUUCUGCAUUGAACUAGGUUACUGGGACACAGUGCUAGAGAUCAAACAAAAGAUCGAAAAGUAUCAACGUAUCCCUGUCUCCAAACAAACCCUUUUCUUCCAAGGCAAGGUCCUCCAAGACGAUCACGACAUCGAACAAUGUGCCAUCCUCAACAACUCUCAUCUACAGAUUAUCAGCUCUUCACCAGGCACCGACCAACACCGCAACAACAAUCAAGUGCUCAAAACCGAGCAAUCUCCACCGUCAAACUCAACAGAACCGAUCAUUAACGGUCAAGAUUUGCCUGUCAUGAUGGCUAGGACCAACAACAACAACAACCCUAAGAAGCUGAGAGUGAUGGUGCUGCCGAAAAGCGGGACAAUGAAGAUUCCGGUGGAGGUGAACGCGAGUGACAACGUGGGAGAGCUGAGGAAGGAGUUGGUUAAGAUUCAACAGAGGUUUCAGAUAAGUCUGCCUCAAGAAGGUUAUUUCUUUAUAUACAAACAAAAUGUGAUGGAGGAUGACCGGUCAUUCCGGUGGCACCGUGUUGAUCAUGGUGAUACGAUUGAGAUUUUCAACGGAAGUGUUUCGGGUGGUUCUUAGAUCUGAACAACCUUCUCCUUCCUCCUCAUCAUAGCUUUGUUAUUCAAGUUAAUUUUUUGCUAUCUUCCAAAAUUGUCUUUGUUUUCACAGCUUUCUGCAACUAAAAACAUUACU
This is a messenger RNA of Brassica oleracea var. oleracea, 850 nucleotides long. Its product is annotated as polyubiquitin. Bases 119 to 736 code for a protein of 205 amino acids. Lineage: Eukaryota; Viridiplantae; Streptophyta; Magnoliopsida; Brassicales; Brassicaceae. The transcript has a single exon. The record is from RefSeq and is a predicted model, not a curated record. Gene Ontology annotation, molecular function: polyubiquitin modification-dependent protein binding; ubiquitin binding; proteasome binding. Gene Ontology annotation, cellular component: nucleoplasm; cytosol. Gene Ontology annotation, biological process: proteasome-mediated ubiquitin-dependent protein catabolic process.